CGUUACUACUGUAUUGUCCUCGUAUAAUACUACUGUAUUAUACUCCGUACAGCGUUACUACUGUAUUAUACUCCGUUACCACAACUAACACCUCCGUUGUGCUACGAUGGAGAAGAUCGUCCGUUCAAGAAACGAGGACGGGACUGUUUUCUCGGUGGUCUUUCCGUCACUUGACCAAGAGCUGGUUGAAGCCGCUACCCAGCAGGCUCCCAGCAAGGAGAUGCAGUAUCUCAGAAAACAGAACUUUGAGCAGGCCUCAGUCAUUGCUGCUCUGAGGGAGCAGAUGGCCGCCAAGGAUUCCAGCUGGGAAGAGGAGAAGAUGAGGAUCCUGAAGGCUCUCAAGUCAGAGAGACUCAUCAGGAAAGAAGCCCAGAAGGGCUUCAAAGGACAGGACAACCCUGACCUCCAGGUUCAACUCCUCCAGACUCCCAGCAACCAGCUGAAGGACUCUCACCAGCACAACACUGAGCUGGCCACCGAAAUCACUGCCCUGAAGCAGCAGAUGGCCGCCAAAGAGUCCCGCUGGGAGCUGGAGAAGAACAAGAUCCUGAUGGCUCAGAGAGCCAUCAAGAUACAGGCUCAGAAACAGGAGGUGACCGUCUCUCUCAGUCAAAGUCUGCUUGAAAAGCAGAAUGAGAUCGUGAUGGUCAAACAGACUCCCAGCAACGAGCUGAAGGACUCUCAACAGGUCACCGAGCUGGCCGCCGAAAACGCUGCCCUGAGGGAGCAGAUAGCCGGCUGGGAUCUGGAGAAGAACAAGAUCCUGAAUGCUCUCAGGUCAGAGAGAACCAUCAGGAAGGAAGCCCAGAGGGACCUCAAAGACCAGGACAAGCAAAACCCUGACCUCCAGGUUCAACUCCUCCAGACUACCAGCAACCAGCUGAAGGACUCCCAGCAGCACAACACUGAGCUGGCUGCCGAAAACGCUGCCCUGAGGGAGCAGAUGGCCGCCAAGGAGUCCCGCUGGGAGCUGGAGAAGAACAGCUCAGAUCAGAGCCUGAUACAGGUUCAGAUGGACCUGCAGACCAAGGAGCAGGAGAAACAGGACGUGACCGACUCUCUCAGUCAAAGUCUGCUUGAAAAGCAGAACGAGAUUGUGAUGGUCAAACAGACUACCAGCAAUCAGCUGAAGGACUCCCACCAGCACAACACUGAGCUGGCCGCCGAAAACGCUGCCCUGAGGGAGCAGAUGGCCGCCAAGGAGUCCGGCUGGGAGCUGGAGAAGAACAGCUCAGCUCAGAGCCUGAUACAGGCUCAGAUGGACCUGCAGACCAAGGAGCAGGAGAAACAGGAGGUCACCGACUCUCUCAGUCGAAGUCUGCUUGAAAAGCAGAACGAGAUCGUGAUGGUCAAACAGACUACCAGCAACCAGCUGAAGGACUCCCACCAGCACAACACUGAGUUGGCCGCCGUAAACGCUGCCCUGAGGGAGCAGAUGGCCGCCAAGGAGUCCCGCUGGGAGCUGGAAAAGAACAAGAUCCUGAUACAGGUUCAGAACGAUCUGCAGACCAAGGAGCAGGAGAAACAGGAGGUGACCGACUCUCUCAGUCAAAGUCUGCUUGAAAAGCAGAAUGAGAUCCUGAUGGUCAACCAGCGCUGGACUGAAAAGUGUGAAAAGGCCUGUGAAGCUUGGAAGGAGGAGAACAGGGAGAUCAGAGAGACCUGUGAGAGAGAGCUCCAAUCUGCACUUGAUCAAAAGAAUCUGAUGGUCAAAUCUCUGCAGGACGAGUCGGACAGGAAGGUGAGCCAGGUCGUCCUGGAAAAGGAUGAUCUGAUCACCGGAUUGACGACGGCCAAGAUGGCUCUGGAGGCCGAGUGGACAACGAAGCUUGCCCCUCUGGAAGAUCAGAUCCGGCUCAAGACCGACACCACCACAGACCUCCAGGCACAACUCCUCCGCCUCCAGGAGCUCCACCAGAAACUUGACCUGGGAGCGCUGAAGAUGACCGCGGAGGAGAUGAAUGCCAAGAAGAAGGAGUUAAAGAAGCUGAUUGUGGAGAAGGAGAAGGAGGAGAAGAGACAGAAGAAAGAGAGGGAGGAAAGAGAGAAGAGAGAGAAGAAGGAGAGGGAGGAAAGAGAGAAGAGAGAGAAGAAGGAGAGGGACGAAAGAGAGAAGGAGGAGUUGAAAAGUGUGAAGAAGGAAAAGGAGGCUCUGGAGAAAAAAGAGAAGGAGGACUUGAAAAGGGAGAAGAAGGAGAGGAAGGAGAAAGAGAGGAGAGAGAAGUAGCAUCCUUUCUCUCCACAUUCUUCCCCCAUCCCCCUUCUGACCAUCCCGCCCCUUCACCCCCUACACC
Sebastes umbrosus (honeycomb rockfish) is the source of this 2294-nucleotide messenger RNA. Its product is annotated as calponin homology domain-containing protein DDB_G0272472-like. The coding region runs from base 107 to 2227 and encodes 706 amino acids. NCBI's taxonomy places the organism in Eukaryota, Metazoa, Chordata, Actinopteri, Perciformes, Sebastidae. The record is from RefSeq and is a predicted model, not a curated record. The transcript is spliced from 4 exons.